Acanthocheilonema viteae is the source of this 1491-nucleotide messenger RNA. Lineage: Eukaryota; Metazoa; Nematoda; Chromadorea; Rhabditida; Onchocercidae. The record is from the annotation of a GenBank genome assembly.
AUGAGACUUUAUAUAAUUGCAAUUGAUUUCAGUGACAUAACGGCCAGUGAUUUUGUGGAUGCUCAAAUGGAUUUAGUUUUUCGGAAGAAAUGGGAUACGAAUGUUGAAAAAUUGGAACUGGUCCGGAAAGAUGAUGAUACCGAUUCGGAACUUAUUCACUGGGUUUCUAAGUUCCCUUAUCCAUUGUACCCCCGUGAAUAUGUAUUUGUGAGACGAAGAUACAUUGAUGAGAAAGAUCGUUGUAUUGUGAUAGCAAAUUGUGCGAUAGCAGAUAGUGCUAAUAUUAUUCCACGAUGUGAAAAGAAAUAUGUGCGUGUCGAAACAUAUCGGUCGAUAAUGAUAGUUCGAGCGCAUAAAACUUUUGAAUGCAAAGGAUUCGAUUAUAUUCUUUCAUAUUACGACAAUCCUGAGAGUAAUAUACCGAAAUAUGCCUACAAUUGGUUGGUUAAUUAUGGUGGGCCAUAUUAUCUUCAUCAGGUUCAUGAUGCUGCAAAGAAAUUAGAACAAAAGCGAAUGGAAAUGUCGAUCAAUACUGCUGAAACAGUAGGAGUUUCGAGUAAGGCAUCGAAUGAUGAAAGAAAUGGCGAGCAAGAAAUUAAUUCGAUGACUGAAACGGAACCGAGAUCAAUGGAGGGAGAUUCAAAAACAGUGAAUACUGCUGACGAAUUUGAGAUAUUGCCUGCAAAUGUUCGGUUAUAUGAUGAGAAGCUAAUAUCCUCACCUUUCGAGAACAUGGAACACAUGCAGCAUCAUGCAAUACAAACUCAAAAUUUCUAUCGUCGAAAAUUACCACCAUCCUGCAUCAAUUUUGCAUCACCUGAAGGAAAGAAACUUUUCAUCGAGAGUCUUGUUAAAGGGCAUGCAAAUAUUUAUUUUCGAUUAGCAUCACAUUUUUUAACCCAAAAUGAACCAUCUUAUUGUGGCCUCUCUACUUUGGUUAUGGUAUUAAAUGCGCUAGAAGUGGAUCCAGGCCGAGUGUGGAAAUCACCAUGGCGUUUCUACCAUGAAAGUAUGCUUGACUGUUGUGUACCACUUGAUGAUAUCAAGAAAACCGGAAUAACACUAUCUCAGUUUGCUUGCUUAGCGGAAUGCAACAGACUUUGCACCGAAUUAAAGUACGCUGAGUCUAAAUCAGAAUUCCUGAACACUUUUCGUGAAAAUGUGAAACGAUGUAUGGCAGUUGACGAUACGAUUCUUGUGGUUAGCUAUAAUCGUCAAGUAUUAGGUCAAACUGGUACAGGUCAUUUUUCACCGCUAGGUGCUUAUCAUGAAGAAAGUGAUCAGAUUCUUAUCAUGGAUGUUGCUCGAUUCAAAUAUCCACCCCAUUGGGUACCAUUAACCAUUUUGAGAGAUGCUAUGCUUAGUAUUGAUGCUACCAGCGGUAAACCACGAGGUUAUCUAACAUUAAAAUUUCGAUCUCAUAUACAGCCAUUAGUCUUACUUCGCUUACAAGGCGAUAUCAGUGCUUACAAAACAUUGGUAAAUAUUUAA